Molecule: messenger RNA, 855 nt
Organism: Trichoderma virens Gv29-8
Lineage: Eukaryota; Fungi; Ascomycota; Sordariomycetes; Hypocreales; Hypocreaceae
Exons: 4
Coding region: 1-855 (284 amino acids)
Source: RefSeq, a predicted model, not a curated record
AUGGCCAAAAUUGCAUAUAAUCAAGCAAACGGGAGUAUUGAUGGUGCGCUUGAUGCUGAGUGCUUGAAGAACUGCAACGCAGCAUUGGAGUUGAUUGGAGAGUUUGAUCUUGUGAUGGAGUCCAACAAACGAGUUCUGAACCAAAUGCGACACUAUCCAGAUGAUUGGUUCCUGGGAAGCCAAACCGUCUUAAGCGGGAUGCAAAAUGCCAUCCACGGCAUCGAUGUGCUCAUUUCAUCUUCAGCUAGGUUGAAGAACAACCUCCUCAGCGUCAGGCACACUCUCCUGCACACCAUGGAGAUUCGAAAUGCGAAUUAUAUGCGGGCCAACACCAUUGCGCUGCGUCGAAUUGCGGCCCAGGCACAGGUUGAGUCGAAGCAUGCAAAGGCACAGUCGGAGUCGUCAGCAAAGAAUGCCGUAACGGCUACCCGGAUUGCAAUUCUCACCAUGAUAUAUCUACCCCCUACCUUUGUCGCAACGGUGUUCAGCACGCCAUUUCUGCAACUAGACGACGAGCUGCAGUUUAGUGCGGCCAAAAAGAUAUGGGUAUACAUUGUUGCUUCGUUGGCGUGUAUCUUGAUAACACUGCUGAGCUUUCUUCCUUGGCUCACGGAUCGGAACUCUAAACCAAAAGAAACCUCUCCGGUUGAAGACGACACUGGGCUCCAGAAUCCCGACGAAGCACUGCUCGAACCUAUGGCUGUCGCUCUUCCAGACGUGAAGGAUUUGGAGAGGGAGGUGAAGAAGAGGAUGUUUCCGGGCCGGUUUGCUUUGGAUGCUGAGGAUGCGGAAGUGGACGCUUUUGAAUGGCCUGAUAAACACUUUUUGCCCCCGGAAGAAGAUUCUACUGAGUAG